CGGCAUCUAAAAAAGUUGGGCAACCCAUACAUUGGCUUUGGUGAGCAGGAAUUGAUCCCAAGGAGUGUUACCUCUUUCUUUUCUCUCGUGCAGGUUGUAAGAAACGCAAUCAUGGCGAAGAACUGCCACAACGACCACAAGAUGAAGUUUUCUCUGGAGGAGGAGUUCCCAGACCUUUCCCUGCACAACAACCAUAUGGCCAAGGUGCUGACCAAGGGAAUGUACGAGAAGCUGAGGGGCAAGUCUACCCCUAGUGGCUUUACCCUGGAUGACUGCAUUCAGACUGGUGUAGACAACCCCGGCCAUCCCUUCAUCAUGACUGUUGGAUGUGUUGCUGGUGAUGAGGAGUGCUAUGAUGUCUUCAAGGAUAUGUUUGACCCCAUCAUUUCUGACCGUCAUGGAGGCUACAAGCCUACUGACAAGCACCACACUGACCUGAACUUCGAGAACCUGAAGGGAGGUGAUGAUCUGGACCCCGCCUACGUGCUGUCCAGCCGUGUGCGCACAGGCCGUAGUAUCAAGGGAUACACCCUGCCCCCCCACAACAGCCGUGGUGAGCGCAGAGGUGUAGAGAAGCUGUCCAUUGAGGCUCUGGCUUCCUUGGAUGGUGAGUUCAAGGGCAAGUACUACCCCCUGAGUGGUAUGACUGAUGCUGAGCAGGACACACUGAUUGCCGACCACUUCUUGUUUGACAAGCCCGUCUCUCCCCUGCUGCUGUCCGCUGGAAUGGCUCGUGACUGGCCUGAUGGCAGAGGCAUCUGGCACAAUGACAACAAGACCUUCUUGGUCUGGGUGAAUGAGGAGGAUCACUUGCGUGUCAUCUCUAUGCAGCAGGGAGGCAACAUGAAGGAGGUUUUCAAGCGCUUUUGUACUGGUCUGCAAAAGAUUGAGGCCAUCUUCAAGAAGCACAACCAUGGCUUCAGUUGGAAUGAACAUCUGGGCUACGUCCUGACCUGCCCCUCCAACUUGGGAACUGGCCUGCGUGGUGGUGUCCAUGUCAAGCUGCCCAAGCUGAGCGUACAUGCCAAGUUUGACGAGAUCCUGAAAAGGCUGCGUCUGCAGAAGCGUGGAACAGGUGGUGUGGACACUGCCUCUGUGGGUGGAGUCUUUGACAUCUCCAACGCUGACCGUCUGGGAUCCUCCGAGGUGGCACAGGUGCAGAUGGUCGUCGAUGGAGUCAAGCUCAUGGUUGCCAUGGAGAAGAAGCUGGAGAAGGGAGAGUCUAUUGAUGACAUGAUCCCUGCUCAGAAGUAAAUGGAAGUAAUGCAUCUUUUGUAUUUUCAAAAUAAGUAAGACAUCAAACCAUCAGACAAGGGAGCAGCCAGGAAGUCUUUUCCUCCCUGAUGGUUUCAAAAGACACUCAACCUGCUCCACGUCUUGUUCUUCCUUAGUUUCUCUCUCUCAGUCCUUUCAUUUUUUCCUAUUCUGUCACCUCUUCCCAUUUUUUUUGGAACAUCCUGGGAUCAAACUGCCACACAGAGGGGACACUGAACAUGUGUUCACCUAAGCUUCAAACUAUUUGGAUGUAAAGUAAUUGAAUAAAAAAAAAGCCCCAUUUAACAGA
Molecule: messenger RNA, 1564 nt
Organism: Clupea harengus (Atlantic herring)
Lineage: Eukaryota; Metazoa; Chordata; Actinopteri; Clupeiformes; Clupeidae
Gene: ckmb
Product: creatine kinase, M-type b
Biological process (GO): phosphocreatine biosynthetic process
Molecular function (GO): creatine kinase activity
Source: RefSeq, a predicted model, not a curated record